Aspergillus glaucus CBS 516.65 is the source of this 447-nucleotide messenger RNA. RefSeq lists its product as uncharacterized. The record is from RefSeq and is a predicted model, not a curated record. The transcript has a single exon. Lineage: Eukaryota; Fungi; Ascomycota; Eurotiomycetes; Eurotiales; Aspergillaceae. The annotation marks the transcript as partial.
AAUCAAAGCGAGCACGUAUUCGGAGUGAACAAUGGCCUUUUGAAUUUCAUCGCACGCGUCUCCGCUCUCCAUUCAGAGGCCAGAACCGCAGGGGCAAUAUCCAGCCCGAUCAUCGCGCAGACAUUCUCCAUCUGGAAAGAUAUCGACAAAUGGAGACCGCCAGCCUACGGCUCGGACGAUGAGGAAUCGUUCGAUUAUCGCAACAUGUGCGAAGCCUAUGUCGCUGCAAUAUUCAUCUGGCUGUUUUUCAUCGUUUAUCCGGAUAAUCUCGCUGACGAUAAGGUGCAAGUCAUGGUCCGGAAGGGUUUGGAGAGUCUGGAUGCCAUUGACGAUCCGUGGCUGAUGUCGUUUGGGCUGUUUCCGGCGUUUCUGAUUGCCGUGGCUUGCGUGCAGGUUCAGGAUAGAGAGCUGUUGGAGGAGCAAUUAGAUAGGAUUGCGGAGGCUCGU